Molecule: messenger RNA, 471 nt
Organism: Angiostrongylus costaricensis
Lineage: Eukaryota; Metazoa; Nematoda; Chromadorea; Rhabditida; Metastrongylidae
Source: the annotation of a GenBank genome assembly
AUGAAUCAUGAGGAGAAGGAAAAUACCAACUACCGAAAAAAUGACAAGAAUAAUGCUGAAAAAAUGGAACAAAGAACGAAAGAAAAGAAAUCGAAGCCAAAAAUUCUCGAUGGUGUAGUGACUGACGAGAAGACACCAGACAGUCUGUGGACAACGACGAUCUCGAGGGGCGUCGCAAACGAUUGGAAGGAGAAAGCUGCCGGAGGUCCUUUCUACAAGAUAAAACACUAUACUCAUACGCACGGGUUCUUGAGAUUCCGAUUCUUCAUUGACAAAAAAAUGAUAGGAAUCAGUGCAUUAAAUGACCCCGCUAGAAGAGAGAAUACGAGGAAUAGCCUUCGCAAGUAUCCUGUUCCGGGAACUGUAAACGGCCUUGUUCCGCAGCGUCAAGUUGUGAAUAGCGAGUGUACAACAUUUAUUGGUGUAACCGAAACAUACAGUUUGUACUGCGCCUAUAAGUACUGUAAAUGA